ACAGGCACAGGCACAGGCACACGCGGUCCGGGCGCUACGGGCGCGGAGGAUGCGCAGGCAUAGAGGAAGCCGGGGCGCCGCCGCGGAGCUGGAUCCGGAGAAGCAGAAGCAGGAAGAAGAGGAGGAGGAGAAGGUCGCCGCUCGCCGCUCGCCGCCGCCGGGGCCCGGCCGCCGCCGCGGUGCUGCCGCCGCUGCCGCCGCCGCCGCUGCGGGCUCUCGGGGCGCCGGGCCGGGGAGCGGGAGGUGGAGGCGGAGAGCGGAGCGAUCAGGGCACGGAGGUGUCCGGGGGCCAGGUCCAGGGCAGGGCGCCGUCAGCCAUUCAGCGCGGCGGAGCCGGGGAGCGCGGCGGGGGCGGGCGGGGAGCUGAGGCAGUUUGAUCUCGUGUCGGCGGCGGCGGAGGAGGGUGCCGGGCGCUGCUCUUUCUCUCGAGCUCGGCGCUCGCGCUCUCUGUGUCUCUCCUCGCUCUCGCUCUCUCUCUUUCUCUCUCUCUCCUUUUUUUUUUUUUUUUUCAAAAAAAAAAAAAGAAAAAAAUUACAAAAAAAAAAUCGGAUGUGACUAAAUUCGCAGAGGAGACGAAUUCACGGCGAAGUGUAAAAAUAGAGGACGGGAAUAAUAAUGGCACACGCAGGAAAAAGAGAGAUCCAAAGUAGGUCGGGUAAAUAAAUCCUCUUCUUUUCCUCUUCCUUGCCCCUUCCUUCUUCUUCUCCUCCUGUGCGAACACACUGUGCUGGCGAGGGGAAAAAAAAAAAAAAAAAAAAAAAAAAAAAAAAGAGCGGUGGAGAUCGCCCCCCGAAAGGUCCUCUUUUUUUUUUGUUUGUUUGCCUAAAAAAAGUAUUUCGGGUAAAAACUCAUCAGCCGGCAGCAAAACCCUCCCCCAAAAUAAAAAAAAAAUCGGCGAGAACGGUCAAAAUGAGAACGGCAUCACGGUGGGAACGCGCCCGCUCGCUCUCGCUCCGCGCUGCCCCCCCGGCUCUCGCUCGGCUUUUUCCCCUUUUUCCUUUCUUUCCGAUUUUUUUUUUUUUUUUUUUUUUUUUUUUAGUUUCACCUCUCUCUUCUUCUCUUCUCCUCCUGCAGGAAUGAAGCGAGAGACACGAGGAGGAAGGGUGGAAAAAAGAAGAAAAGGAAGGAGAAGAGGGAGAUGAAGGGGGGAAAAAAAAAAACAACUAAUAGAAUAUGCAAGGAAGGGAGAGAGAGAGGGGGAGAGAGAGAGAGAGAGAGGGAGAGAGAGAGAGACCCAAAAAAUGAAUGCGUUUAAACGGGAAGCCGAGCAGAGCAAUGUUUCCGAAAGGGGGAUCUGCGCGAAUGUCUGUAUAUAGUGAACUUUGACACUACUAUUGAAACUGACACGUUUCUAUGGAGAUCGCUGCCUUAUAUGGAGCUCAUGUCAAGGAGCCAAGAGAAGGGCUGCUGGCAACUGAUAAUCAAAGGCGACUGACUGGUCAGAGCCCUGAAUUGGGGGGAGAGAACAUGGGAGGCUGGGGUUAGCCAAGCCUCCCGCGCUCCAUUGGUUACCCCCCCAGCGCUUUUUUUUUUUUUUUUUUUUUUUUUUUUUUAAAUUCUCUGCUACCUACUGACUGGGAUGGGGAAGGGAGGGGAGGAGAGAGCGGGGAGAGAGGGAGGGAGGGAGGGAGGGAGGCAGAGAGCGAGGGGAUUCUUCUGACAAGCGCAAUUUACA
Molecule: messenger RNA, 1675 nt
Organism: Gallus gallus (chicken)
Lineage: Eukaryota; Metazoa; Chordata; Aves; Galliformes; Phasianidae
Product: spidroin-1-like
Exons: 1
Coding region: 50-367 (105 amino acids)
Source: RefSeq, a predicted model, not a curated record